AUGUCGUCAAGUAACCGGAACUACGACUUCUUGAUCAAGCUACUGCUGAUUGGAGAUUCGGGCGUAGGCAAGUCAUGCUGUCUACUGCGCUUCAGUGAGGACUCGUUUACCCCGUCCUUCAUCACCACCAUUGGCAUCGACUUCAAGAUCCGGACGAUCGAGCUCGAUGGAAAGCGCGUGAAGCUACAAAUCUGGGACACGGCUGGCCAGGAGCGGUUCCGGACCAUCACGACGGCGUACUACAGGGGGGCAAUGGGAAUUCUACUGGUUUAUGACGUGACCGACGAGAGGUCGUUCAACAACAUUCGAACGUGGUUCGCCAACGUCGAGCAGCACGCGACAGAAGGCGUCAACAAGAUACUGAUCGGCAACAAGUGCGACUGGGAAGAGAAGCGGGUCGUCUCGACGGAGCGCGGGCAGCAGCUGGCCGACGAGCUGGGCAUACCUUUCCUUGAGGUGUCGGCCAAGACAAACACCAAUAUCGACAAGGCCUUCUACAGCCUCGCAGCCGACAUCAAGAAGCGCAUCAUCGACACGUCCAAGCCCGAACAGAGCGGCACGGGGGCUGCCGGCGUCAACGUCGGCGACAAGGCCGGCGAGGGCGCUGCUGGGAAGUGUUGCUAA
Molecule: messenger RNA, 624 nt
Organism: Canariomyces notabilis
Lineage: Eukaryota; Fungi; Ascomycota; Sordariomycetes; Sordariales; Chaetomiaceae
Product: ras-domain-containing protein
Exons: 3
Coding region: 1-624 (207 amino acids)
Biological process (GO): regulation of exocytosis; protein secretion; protein localization to plasma membrane
Cellular component (GO): endosome; plasma membrane
Molecular function (GO): GTPase activity; GTP binding
Source: RefSeq, a predicted model, not a curated record